Molecule: messenger RNA, 1052 nt
Organism: Arachis stenosperma
Lineage: Eukaryota; Viridiplantae; Streptophyta; Magnoliopsida; Fabales; Fabaceae
Exons: 1
Coding region: 23-670 (215 amino acids)
Source: RefSeq, a predicted model, not a curated record
GCCACAAAGAAAAAGAGAAAAAAUGUUUAGCCACUCAUCAAAUGUGAGAAGCAAUAAUAAUAAUAAUAACAAUAAUCUUCAAGUAUUCUCAGUGAAAGCAUCAACACUACCAUCAUCAUCAUCUUCAACUACUUCAACCUUAAGCUCCAUGAAACUAAAGAGAAUCAUCCACACCCUAAUAGUCUCCCACAUGUGUAGAAUCAUUCGUGCACUAUCUAAGGUCAAGGAAUUUAUGCUUGACAUUCUCAAUAACCCUACCAAUAAUAUUAUUCACUUUCCCUACACUUCUUCUUCGUCGCAAAAAAAGCGCCGCAAUAAGAUUAUAAUGGGGUCUUUUAGGCUUCAUUAUAAUUGGUGCUCUUCGAAAUCGUCACAUGUUUUGCCGGUUCCUCAACGGGUCUAUGAAGGGUUAUGCUGUGAAGAAUCAUCAACAACUCAGAGUAACAAUGGUGGUGAGGAUUGUCCCGAUUUGCAACUUGCAGGGUAUUUAAGGUGGCUUGAGGAGAAGAAGGUUCAAGAAGGUGAAGAGAAAGAGAAAGAGAAAGAGAAAGAGAUGAAUGAGAUUGAUGUGUUGGCUGAAAUGUUCAUUGCGAAUUGCCAUGAGAAGUUCAGGUUGGAGAAGCAAGAAUCUGAUAGAAGGUUUCAAGAGAUGUUAGCUCGAAGCAUGUGAAUUGAGAAACAAAGAAAGAGAGAUGAAUAAUAAUGUUGUGUUUUUGGAUCCAUGUUUUGCUAAUUAAUUUUCUUGCUUUUGCUAUAUACUUCACUUCACUACUUAAUUACUCACCUUGUUAAUUUCUUUAUUUCCUCUAUCUUCUCACAUUGGAAUUUGGGUUGUUAAUGAUUAAUUGUUAUGAUUUGUGUGGGAAAUAGGGUUAAUUAAUCAUAUGUAUCUGAUCUGCCUUUUUUGUUUGCAACUUUAAUUUUCAAAAGAUGGAAGGGAGGGAGAUCAGAGAAGGGUACAUCACUAAUCAGAGAUGGGAACUUGUGCAAUAUAAUUCUCUUCUCUAUCUAUGUCUUCACAUACCCAUCAUGCUCAUGCCUUUAACUUUUUA